Molecule: messenger RNA, 4733 nt
Organism: Bicyclus anynana (squinting bush brown)
Lineage: Eukaryota; Metazoa; Arthropoda; Insecta; Lepidoptera; Nymphalidae
Product: long-chain-fatty-acid--CoA ligase 5
Exons: 15
Coding region: 308-2569 (753 amino acids)
Biological process (GO): long-chain fatty acid metabolic process
Cellular component (GO): membrane; endoplasmic reticulum
Molecular function (GO): long-chain fatty acid-CoA ligase activity
Source: RefSeq, a predicted model, not a curated record
GGAGUCACAUUGUCCCUGGCCGCCGCAUCGGCCGCGCGUCGAACAGCGCACGCGCAUUGCAUCUACGACACAGUGACGUCCGAUAAGUCGCUCGACGACAAAAAAAAGACAGCACAUCGUACGCAGUGACGUCCGAUAAGUCGAACGACGAUAAAAAAAACUGCAGUGUGUAAAUACCGUAGGAGCGAAUGGAUAAAGUGAAGUGUGUUCUUGAAGUUUUGUUUACAAUUCAGAUACAUCGAGACAUGUAAAUAAAUAAAGCUGAUAAGAAUGUUAAUGUGGAAAGAAAAGUGACAAAUUAAUAAACAUGUGUAACAGUAAUAAAAUGGGAAGCGGGAAGUGUGAGGUGACUAAUGGCAAUAAAGACAAAGUGAACGCAACAGAGGCUAACAAGACUGAGUUUAGUGUUAAGGAAAAAUGUCGUAAGCUACAGAAAAAACUAAAGAAGACUGAUAAACAGAAGACUGAAUCUAAUUCGAAGGAGAAGACGAUUUGGUGGAAUCAAUGCAGCAGUUUAAGCGAAAUAGACCAGUACCUAUGGAUGGUCGGCGGAUCGGCCGGCGCGCUGGCGCUCACCGGCGUAGCGGCUGCGUCGGCCUUCUACCUCAGCACGCGGCCCAAGCCAGAGAAACCCCUGGUCACACUGCACGAACAGAGCUUACUUGAGCCGGGUCCAGAAAUGGUUCGCGUGUCAAAGUUCUACAAGGAAGCAAAAAACGGGAAAUACCUUCGAUAUCUACACGACGAUACACGCACACUUUUUGAAACUUUUCGUAGAGGAGUUAAGGAAUCAAAUAAUGGCAACUGUCUUGGUUGGCGUGAGGGACCAAAUAAGCCCUAUGUAUGGCAGACGUACAACGAGACCCUGCUGCGUGCGAAAAACUUCGGUUCAGGUCUUAUAUGCCAAGGCCUCACCCCAGGCCAAAGCACCUUUGUUGGUAUAUACGCCCAGAAUUGUCCAGAAUGGAUUAUGACAGAGCAAGCUGCCUAUUGUUAUUCGAUGGUUAUAGUACCGUUAUAUGAUACCUUAGGAGCCAAUGCAUGUGCCUUUAUUAUUAAUCAAACGGAAAUGUCAGUAGUUGUAUGCGAAGACGACAAGAAAGCUAACCUCCUGCUGGACCAGUCGCCGAGGUGUUUGCGCAAACUCGUCACGAUAAAGGAAGUAUCGCCGUCAACUCACCAAAGGGCAAAGAGUCGCGGUGUGGAAAUUGUUAAAUUCAGCGACGUCGAGAUACUGGGAGCGCAGAAAGAUCAUCCUUGUGUUCCACCAAAGCCAGACAAUCUCUGCACAAUCUGCUACACAUCAGGAACGACAGGAAUGCCAAAGGGCGUGAUGCUGACACACGAAAACGUAGUCGCCUCUAUGUGUAGCGUGAUCAUGCAGCUUGGGGAACAUCGACCAAUGAAGAACGACAUCAUGAUAUCCUUUCUGCCUCUAGCACACAUGCUGGAGCGGUGUUGUGAGAAUGCCCUGUAUAUGGUGGGUGGGGCUGUCGGAUUUUACAACGGCGACAUUAGAAGACUAGGUGAAGACUUGACAGCCCUUAAACCUACCAUGAUGCCGGCUGUCCCGCGUUUGUUGAACAGACUAUACGAUAAGGCGCAAAGUGAAAUAUCAAACUCGAAGAUCAAGAAAUUGCUCUUUAAUAUGGCGUUGUCUGCCAAAGAAUCUGAACUAAAGAGAGGAAUCAUACGUCACGACUCAAUCUGGGAUAAACUGGUCUUCCGCAAAGUGCGGGAAGGCAUGGGAGGACGGCUACGUAUAAUGGUGGUAGGAUCUGCCCCACUGGCGGGCAACGUGCUCACCUUCGCACGAUGUGCUCUAGGAUGUCUUAUUGUUGAAGGCUACGGUCAGACAGAGUGCACCGCGCCCGUAACUCUGACAGUUCAGGGAGAUCAUGUGCCCGAACACGUCGGGCCUCCCGUCGCUUGUUGUAAAGUGAAGCUAGUGGAUGUCCCGGAAAUGGAGUACUACGCGGCGCAGGGGCAGGGGGAGGUGUGUGUCCAGGGUGCGAACGUGUUCAAGGGAUACUUCAAGGAGCCCGACAAGACCCGACAGGUCAUCGACCAGGAUGGAUGGCAUCAUACGGGCGACGUUGGCAAGUGGCUGCCUAAUGGUACCUUAAAAAUCAUCGAUAGAAGAAAACACAUCUUCAAGCUGUCACAAGGCGAAUACAUAGUUCCUGAAAAAAUAGAAAAUAUCUACAUUAGAAGUCAAUACGUCGAACAAGUUUUCGUGCACGGUGAAUCAUUAAAGUCAUGCGUAGUAGCGGUCGUGGUACCAGAUGUUGAUGUGGUGAAAUGCUGGGCGUUAGAGAACGGAAUAAAAGGCACUUUCUCGGCACUGUGUGAGGACGAACGCGUGAAGUCAGUCAUCCUGGAGGAUAUGCUUCAGUGGGGACGCUCUGCUGGACUUAAGACAUUUGAACAAAUCAAGGACAUUUAUCUUCACCCGGAUCCAUUCUCAGUACAGAAUGGUCUGCUAACUCCGACAAUGAAGGCGAAACGGCCUGAAAUCAGAAAUUACUUCAAGCCCCAGAUCGACGACAUGUACAAAAAACUCGAAUAACAGUAGCAUUCUUUUAAAAUGAUAGCAUAACACGAUUAAUUAUCCGGUACAGUACGACGUCACGUAUAAACAUAAAAUUGUAAUUAUAAUGAAAUAAUAAAGAUUUACGAUAUAACAAAGCCGUUGAUAUAUUGUGUAUAAAGCAAAAUGUUUAAUUAACUACAUUUCUAUUGUAUUAUAUUUUAUUUUUACAUUUGUCCAUCUUCUUUCAUUUGUUAUAGAUCUGCUUUGUCAUCAACAGAUCGAUAGGAAAUUAUAUUGAUAGGUACAAAACGUGUAACGUAAACUCCUAAAUGAUAUUUAAUUAGUCACUCCGUCUAAAGUUCUAUAUUAUCAUGCUAAAGUGAAAACUUUCAUCAUUGUGUAAUUCUGCCCAAAUUGUGUAAUACCUACUUAGCUUAGAGGCCUUUUUUAAGGAAAAAUAUUUAAACAUAACUAUAGAAUUAGUUAGAAUUGGUCACACCGUCAUGUAAUUUUACAAAGGCAAUAAAUAAAGGAACUAAGGUUUUUACAUAGUCAAUUAUUAAACUUUUCAAUUGAUCUUAGGGUGAGGUUUAUCAGUUUUUAUUGGUAAAUUUUAUUAUAUUUAUAUUACCGAUACCAACUUUACUGAUAAUAAUAAGGUAAGCAGUACUACUACUAGGCCAUAAUCUGCUACUACUUAAAAAUCUAGUGGUAGUAGUCGUUUAAAAAUCAAAGUUAGAUCUGCUUUUAAUGCUGGUUUUGUUUAUGGUAUAAUCAUAAAUGUUAUAUAACUAUUAUUAGAUUCACUGGUAGCCAACAGAAAUUUAAAGCCUCCAACACGUAGUGUUAUGGCACGUAAUGCAAAUUUUAGAGCUAAAUUAAAAUAACUUAAAUUUACUUUAGGUUAUUAUCUUAUAUUAAAUAAAUUUUAAUUAAAGAACAUGAUUGAAAUGAUUUGCAAUGAAAUAGACAAUUAUAGUAGCAAAGGUCUUUAUCAUUGAACGUUAAACGUUUUUAAGCAAUAUUUAAUACACGUACUUAUCGAGCAUUAGGUAAAGUUAUUGAAGAUAUGGUUAGCGAAUUUGUAAAUUGACACAUACACGUAUAAAUCAAUAUUUAUAAAUUUAUAUUACGAGCGUAGUUUAGAAAUACUGCAAUUCAUGCAAAUUAAAAUAAUGGAUGAAUAGAAAACAGAAAUGUUACUCUAGGCAAUUAGUGGAUUUCUAUGCCUUUUGUCAUUUUUGUACUUUAAGUACUUGGAGCUCCGAGUAAAUGCUAUUUUAAGUUGUUAAGAGAAAGUGUUUUAGAUUACUUUUCUUUAUUAUUUCCCAUGUGUUGUGCAGAGCUAUAGUAUUUGAGGGUGAAUCUCUUAUAGGUUGUGUGUUUGAGAUUUAUUAAAAUAGGUAUAUUAAAUGAAAAGUUAUCUGUCUGCUGAAGCCUAGCUUGCAUCAGUAAUUAAAGUUAAUUCAUUACGUGGACAAAGAUAAUCAACUAGCGUAACUGAAUUAGAUGAAUGCUCUCUGUUGAGUCUACACUCUACAUUAGUUAAGACGAUCAUUUGAAUAUGAAAGUUCGCUGCCACUUUUCUUAUAGGUUCCUUGAAUUUAAUCCAGUUGACCGUUGCGGUUAAGCUAAGUUUCAUUAGAAUUUAUAUGUAGAAACAGACCAUUCUAGUUUUUGUCAUAUUUCGUCCAGAUUUUUCCGGCGUCUAUAUCAACAUGGUUCUUGUUAUGUAACUGUUUACUAGGCCGUUUGAUAUCUGAAUUAUUUUUAUCUUAAUCUAUAAUACUUUUAUACAGUGUAUCUGGGUGUUUUCUUCGUAUAAAGUCAUGUCGGUUUAUUUUUGCAAAGAAGUAUUCACAAAUAUAACAAUUCCUCUUUUGCCAAUCAAAUUAAAUGAAAUAUUUUUAUAAUUUUCAAUAAUUAGUUGUUUACAUUCAGGUAUAUACAAAGUUGGCUUAAAAUUAUUAAUAUGUGAACCUACAAGUUAGUGGACUUUCGUACAUUAUGAUAGAUUUUCACCGCACUGUCUAGAUUAAAUAAAUUUUGUAUCCUUGUUAAUUAAGACUAUUUCUAAUUCAUUAAGAUGGUUGAUUCUUGCUUUGAGCUAACGGUUUCAAGUUGUUCAAACCAAAAUUUUGUUGUUAUUGGUGCAAGUUGUACUACAAUAAUUUAUUUUUUAAUAAAAUUUCAAAACAUU